UUCUUGUUCAUCCUUUUUCUGCGUCAAAGAUUACAUCUUCAUGUUGUAAUAGCCAUGGCAAUGAUGAGCCACCUGAUAUCAACAAGAGGAAGCGAAGUACGCCUGCUGUCGCUGGUGUCAGACUCGGAGUUGGAGGAAGAAGGUUCUCUUUCUUCGUUGACAAGCCACCUGGAUCAUGUUCAUCGACACCCACCCUGCUCAUCCUUGGCUGGCCGAGCCACCGCUAUUGAUCGAGGUGGCGUGAUGCAAUGGUCGAGCCAAAAGGAUUCACGGUGUAGUAGGUUGCUGUCACUUUCCUCACACGCAAUGAAGUGCUUUUCUGGGGUGUUUCUUAUCUCCAUGCAUCAACAAGUGGCUCAACCAACCCAACCACAGCCAUGCGUGGCCUAAUCAUUCACAAGCCCGGCAAGAUGCUCUGGGAACAAUAUCAAACACCUCAUGGGUGGCUUGAAACGAUUGGCAUCCAAGGUUAAGACAAGAGGAUGUGCUUGUGGCGGUGGCACACACACAAUGACCCAAACAAACAUUUGGUGGCCAAGCGACUGGCCCCAUUCCUGGCUCUCUUUCACCUUCCAUUCAAUGAUUUCUUUCUCCCCUUAUAUGUGAAGAAGAAGAAGAAGAAGAAGAAGAAGAGAAGCAGAAAUUGAGGACGACAGAGUGAAGAGAGAGGAAGCUAGCGGACAACGUCAUGGCGGCGACUCUUACAGGUGCAUCGUCGAUGGUGCUCUUCUUCCUGCUGGGUCUCGUGACGGCGACAGAAGCCUUUGAUGUGCCGACGUUAACCUUCGGCGAGGGCUUCUCCCAUCUCUUCGGCAACGACAACCUCAUCCGCUCUGCCGAUGACCGCAGCGUUCGUCUCACCCUCAACCGUUACUCCGGUAGGGGACGGGACGUCCUUGUCGCCACCUUCGUUGUCUUCUUUCUUUUACGUGGUGAGUGCGUAACCAAGUGGUGCAUGUGGUUCUCAGGCUCCGGCUUUAUCUCUUCGGACCUUUACGAGCAUGGAUUCUUCAGCGCCUCCAUUAAGCUGCCCAAGGAUUACACGGCUGGCGUCGUCGUCGCCUUCUAUACAUCCAAUGGCGACGUAUUUCCCGACACGCACGACGAGCUGGACUUUGAGUUCCUGGGCAACGUGAGAGGGAAAGACUGGAGGAUCCAAACCAAUGUCUACGGCAAUGGCAGCACCACCCGCGGCCGGGAGGAGCGCUACCUCGUCCCCUUCGACCCCACCGAGGAGCCUCACCGCUACUCCAUCUUGUGGACCCCUGACUACAUCAUCUUCUACAUCGACGACGUCCCCAUCAGAGAAGUGGUGCGGAGCGACGCCAUGGGCGGCGACUUCCCGUCGAAGCCGAUGUCGGUCUACGCCACCAUCUGGGACGGCUCCUCCUGGGCCACCUCCUACGGCCGGAUCAAGAUCAACUACAAGUACGCGCCGUACGUGUCCGAGUUCUCUGACCUCGUCCUCCGCGGCUGCCGCGUCGACCCCAUCCAGCAAGUGGACUCCGCCGACCGGUGCGCCGAGGCCGUGGAGGAGCUCAUGUCCGCCGACUACGCCCUUCUGACGCCAAGGAAGCGCGCCGCCAUGCGCCGGUUCCGGGAGCGGUACACGAUCUACUCCUUCUGCUACGACCAGCAUCGAUAUGGCAAUGUCACCUUCCCCGACUGCGACUACGUCUCCUCGCAGCACAGCAGAUUCGGGGAAUGGGGUGACAACAAGUUUCCACCGAAGGAGGUCCGGAGGGCCCGGCGACGGAGCCGGAAGCCAAGUGCCGUCGACGAUCAACCAUCGAAAUAGAUGACAUCUUCUUGUCCAUAUGCCUUCCCCGCACAGUGUUUAGAUAGGAUACAUUGAUUCUUUCUGUAUGAUUCUCGAGUCACAUCAUAGAAAUUACACCACAAUAAAGUUGAGUUGUAUUUCGAGUAAAUACGAAUAAAUAUGAGCAUUCGUUGGUGA
This is a messenger RNA of Musa acuminata AAA Group (dessert banana), 1957 nucleotides long. RefSeq names its product probable xyloglucan endotransglucosylase/hydrolase protein 30. Gene Ontology annotation, biological process: cell wall biogenesis; xyloglucan metabolic process. Bases 689 to 1798 code for a protein of 369 amino acids. The transcript is spliced from 3 exons. Gene Ontology annotation, cellular component: cell wall; apoplast. NCBI's taxonomy places the organism in Eukaryota, Viridiplantae, Streptophyta, Magnoliopsida, Zingiberales, Musaceae. Gene Ontology annotation, molecular function: xyloglucan:xyloglucosyl transferase activity; hydrolase activity, hydrolyzing O-glycosyl compounds. The record is from RefSeq and is a predicted model, not a curated record.